Messenger RNA from Adelges cooleyi (spruce gall adelgid), 1555 nucleotides. RefSeq names its product protein-lysine N-methyltransferase EEF2KMT. Bases 188 to 1123 code for a protein of 311 amino acids. NCBI's taxonomy places the organism in Eukaryota, Metazoa, Arthropoda, Insecta, Hemiptera, Adelgidae. The transcript has 6 exons. The record is from RefSeq and is a predicted model, not a curated record.
AGUCAUUACGAUUUCAGCGUUAUAACUUAUAUUUUGAAAAUUAAAAAUACAAUUUAUUUGUAUACUUUUCGCUCUCAAAUAUCGCGUUAAAGUUUUAACGGGUUUUAUGCUCCUAAAACGCAAUCAAGUGUAUAUAUAAUUUUCUAAUAAUUUUCUAUAUGUUUAUUCGAUUAGACUAUAAUCGAAAAUGAGUUUAGAACAUUUGAAAAAUAAGCUAGUCAAACAGUUUUUGUGCGCUACUCAAAUUUCAGCUGUUCAUUUCGAUGAAAUGACUGAUACUGAUGUUAGUUUGAUUUUGGACUUACUGACUCACGAUACGUUGCAGAACUUUCCUCUCAAAACGCCAUACGUCGCCAAGUUUUUAAAAAAAAUGAUAAACCAAAUGGAAAAGAAAGAAAAUGAGUUGUGUGAUGAAAUUUACUAUAAAUAUAUCGAACUCAUUCAAAAAGACCCAAAUGAAGGACCUUUUUACAAACACUACGCGUUUAACAGUGACGAAACCGAUGAAAUUAAAUCCAUUUUGACAAUUCAAGAGAGCACCAGCAUCGUAUCUCACGGAACUACGGGACUUUGUACAUGGCAGGCAGGUAUUGCAAUGGCUUGUUGGUGUUUAAGGAACAAACAUUUGCUCGACAAUCGGGUCAUAAUGGAAUUAGGCUGCGGAACAGGUUUAAGCGGAUUGAGCGCUUGUAUAAACUGUAAACCGCGGGAAUAUUGGUUUACCGAUUGCCACUCGGCAGUUUUGGAUGUGUUAAAAAAUAAUAUUCAAGUAAAUCAAAAUCUUCAUACGUUCAAUUGCAAGUUUAAAGUCGUACAACUUUCGUGGGAUAACAUAGGGGACGUUAAAUUGAAUUAUGAAACAAAACCCGAUUUAGUAUUAGCAGCAGACGUAGUGUUUGAUCAAAACAUGUUCGAUCCGUUGUGUGACGCGUUAAAAUGGCUCAUGAUGAAUGGUACUACAGAAAUAUAUUUGUUUUGUACACAGAGGAAUCCAGAAACUUUUAAAACAUUCCAAGAAAAACUAAAAAGUUGCAACUUGAAUUUCAAGCGAGAUAUUUUACCAGACAAUUAUUCGAUUUUACUUCAACAAGAUUGUCCGAUAUACGUCAUACACAUUAAGUGAGAUCAAUUUGUGAUAAAAAAAAUAAUAAUUACAACAACAAUUCAUAACCACUACCAUCGGAUAUAAUUUAAUCAAAAUCAAACUAAAGAAUAUGAGAACAAUUCUGUACAGACACACAACCAUAAAAAAAUUGUACCUCUGUAAAAUACGAAAUAAAAUAGAAAAAAUGUAAAUAAACGGUUAAGUUGCUGGCUUAGCGUCAUCCUGAAAUCUGACUGACGAAUGAUACCGCAACAAAUCCGAUACGUCUACGUCUCUGUCUUUCAUCGCUUUCUGGAACACAAAAACAAAAUAGCGUGUUUCAAUUGAGUUUUGUACGAUAUGUUAUAUGUGUGUAUAUGUAUAUUUAUUUAAAUGCUCAAUACAAUUUGAAAUAGAAACCAAACAAAUUAAAGCCAACACAAACCACAAACACAAAUAACUUUUGAAUGA